This is a messenger RNA of Carya illinoinensis, 1175 nucleotides long. RefSeq lists its product as uncharacterized. Bases 262 to 936 code for a protein of 224 amino acids. The transcript has 3 exons. The record is from RefSeq and is a predicted model, not a curated record. NCBI's taxonomy places the organism in Eukaryota, Viridiplantae, Streptophyta, Magnoliopsida, Fagales, Juglandaceae.
CCCCCCCCCCCCCCCCCGCGGCUUAAAGUUCCUCUUCUUUAGUGAUAUUUCCUGGGGUUUUCUCGUCUCUUUGUGGCCUGCACGAGAUUGCAAUCUACUUUUUCGGUGAAUCGCAGAUCGAGAGAGGAUUUGAGAGUUUGCUUCCCCUGGUUUUGGGGGGAUAACGAUUGCGGAAGUUUGUAGCUUUUUGGUAAAAUUCUAAAUACGCGUUCCAAGUUUGCCGUAGCUCUGAUAUAAUCAUAUAAGAACCUCAUUUUGUCGAUGGACGCUCAGUUUUGCGAUUUAAAUGUCCUUGGAGAUGCUCUUGAUAAGUCAUUAAAUAUCCAAGGUGCUCAGGAGACAGAAUCUGCAUCUGAUGGGCAUGAGGGAGAGGAAGACUUCUGUGAAAAGGCUCAAACAUGCCAAGCUACUUCCUCUAAGCACUUAAUCAAGUGUGAAACCUUUCCAUCAUCAAAUAUGAUGUUGCUUGCUAGUUCUUCAGAUGAGGAAACUGAAAGAGCGUUACAGGGCCUUUUUUCUGAGGAAACCAAGGAUCAAGCAUACUCACGAUCUAUAUCUUUGCCUACUCCUUUGAAGCUUGUAUCUGCUCUGAAAGGUAGCCGUGGGAAAGAAGGGGUUCUGCGGGAGAAACUGACAGUGAAAUGGGCUCCUGAUGUGUAUGACCCAACGCCCACAUCAGUCUCGCACUCCGUCAAAAGCAAGAGCUUGCAGAAGUCUAAGAACAAGAAAAAUGAAAAGAGAAAUGGGAAAAAGGGGCAGAAGGGUAACUGUUCACAAGGAGGCGGUCGCAAAGACAAGAAACAAACUCGCAAAGCCUCCAAAGUUCAUGAUAAAUUUGGGAAUUUUGAAGUUGGCAACUCCAACUCCUAUUGUGGAAGUAGCUUCCGUCAGAAAUCACGAGCUGAGGUGCACUAUUCAGUUGGAGAAGCUUCGUGAGUCACAUUCUUGUUGGAUAUAUAUCCCAUCUUUUGUGACAGUGUGUGGAUAAAUAAGUAUUCGCCUUGUUGGUUUAGUUAGUUUUGAUGGACUAAAAUCUAAGUGGAUGCCACAUGCAAAUUUUUGUUGACGGUAUGUUGAUAAGCCUCAAUGACUUGGUUUGAGAUAUUGUGUGUGAUGAUGCUGCUUUGUAAAUAGCCAGUUUGAUUUCUAAGUUUGUAUUGUCAGUAGAAUUGUAA